AACAUAUUUGAGGAUGGAGGAUAUGGAGGUGGAAGUAGCUCCAGUAUCCAGUGAGGCCAGUGUGAUUGUGGUCUCUGAAUCUGAAAGCAGCACAGAAGAAGAGGAUGUUCACAUGCAGGUUCAAAGCCUGUCUGAUCGACCCAGACUAUCAGGCUUUCGGGUGGUCAGGAGGAGACAUAUAAUUGGUUCACGGACGCAGUUCUCCCCGCGUGAAGAGAGAAUCCGCAGACUCCGGGAGUUCAUCGUAGAGAAUCUUGCAGAGCGACUGAUUGGCUCCCAGGACGCACAGCAUUCAGUUCCUCAUGCAAAUCCACAAGCGCUGGCUCCUGAACCCAGGUCCACACUCACCGCUGCUGUUGUGAAUGAAUCCAGCGCUACAGGGUCCAGUGUUUCUACCGAGGCCGAGGGCUCGAGAGCAGCCGCUCAACCAGAAGAGCCAGAACAAGAGUCUGAGCCUGUCUCCGAGUUGGAGGAUCCUGUGGCAGCUGCAGCGAGUCCCGCUGGAGAGGCUGAAGCAGAUGAGGGCGAGGGAGAGACCUGCUCCAUCUGCUUUGAGCCCUGGACCAUGGCAGGUGACCACCGCUUGGCUGCUCUCCGCUGCGGUCACCUCUUCGGCUUCAUCUGUAUCUCCCGCUGGUUGACGGGUGGAGGAAGUAAAUGUCCACAGUGCAAUAAACCAGCCAAACGCGGUCAUAUCAUAUUUCUUUAUGCACGGAAACUGAAAGCGCUGGACAACGCAGAGGAAGUGCGACUGAAGAGUCGUUUAGAGCUGGAGCAGGGCUCACGGAGAAUGGAGCAGCUGGAAGUCGCUCAGUGUCGUCAGCAGAUGCAGCUCAUGACUGAUGAAAAUGUGCGACUGCGCAAAGAGGUCGAGGAGUUGAGGAGGUGGAAAGCUCAGGCGGCGUUCGGCUCCUCUCAGGGAGCGUCUCUCUCGUCGUCCCAGAGGCAGGACUCGUCCAGCGGGGGACAUUAUGUCUUCUCUAAGGCUGUUCUGGUGUCUCAGACAGGGGGCAGUAGGGUUUUGUCCUACUGUGAGCCUCUCGGCUGCCUGCUGGCAUCUCAGCCAUCUCCACAAGCGACCUUGGUACCGGGCUUCGGUGUGAAGAAGAUCAGCACUGCGACUCUCAAGCCUAGUCAGUAUGUUCCCAUCCACUCCAAACAGAUCCGAGGUCUGGCCUUCAGCCGACACCAGGACAGUCUUCUGCUGUCUGCGGCCCUCGACAACACAAUCAAACUCACCAGCCUGAUGACGAACACGGUGGUUCAGGCCUACAACACGGGCAGACCUGUGUGGAGCUGCUGCUGGUGCCAUGACAAUAACAACUACAUUUACGCCGGUCUCGCCAACGGCUCUGUGCUGGUGUAUGACACACGGGACACCAGCACUUACGUUCAGGAGCUGGCGCCGCUGCGCUCCAGCUGUCCAGUGGUGUCUCUGUCCUACAUCCCCCGCGCCGCCUCCAGCAUGUUCCCGUGUGGUGGUCUAAUCGCUGGCUCGCUGGAGGGCGGAUGUUUCUGGGAGCACGUGGAGGGAACCACAUACACGCCCCACAUCCUGCCUCUAGAGUCCGGCAACUGCACAGACAUACAGGUGGAGCCGGACAGCAGACACUGCCUCGUCACGUACAGACCAGGUCGUGCAAACCCGUCACUGCGUUGUGUUUUAAUGGAGCUCAGCCGGACGCCUCAGACAGACAGCAGACAGCCACCCAUCUGCUCCUGCUCUCCAGUCCAGACCUUCACCGCUGGAUCCUCCUGCAAGCUACUCACCAAAAACGCCGUGUUCAAGCGUCCAGCCGGAGAGGGAGCCACGCUAGUGUGUGCUGGAGACGAGGCCACAAACUCCACCAUGGUCUGGGAUGCCGGCACUGGUGCUCUGCUUCAGAAGAUGCCUGCGGAUCUCCCCGUGUUGGACAUCUGUCCGUUUGAGGUCAACCAGAGCAGUUUUCUGGCCUCUCUGACCGAGAAGAUGCUCAAGGUCUAUAAAUGGGAGUGAGACUAAGAGUAACAUUCAAACAAAAAUCUGAAUAAGCAUUUCUCAUAAACAAAAUACGUGGCCUCUGGUGGUCUGGGACGCCGUGUGACAGUAUUGUCCGUUCACUAUGCAUGUAUUUUGUUUGUUUUAAAUUUAAAUUCUAUAUUUUAUGUUGUGUUCUUUUAUAAAGAGAUUUUGUUUUCUGACCUUAAAAUCAGGGCUUUAUUAAUGUCUAUGUUAAAAGUGAUCAUUGUUCACUGUUUUCAUUGUAUAUAUGUAAGUGUUUUCUUGUUUUGUUUGUAAUUU
Messenger RNA from Sinocyclocheilus grahami, 2281 nucleotides. It is a transcript of the gene rfwd3, whose product is annotated as ring finger and WD repeat domain 3. Gene Ontology annotation, molecular function: protein binding; ubiquitin-protein transferase activity. Lineage: Eukaryota; Metazoa; Chordata; Actinopteri; Cypriniformes; Cyprinidae. Gene Ontology annotation, biological process: interstrand cross-link repair; protein ubiquitination. The transcript has 12 exons. Gene Ontology annotation, cellular component: nucleus. Bases 14 to 1996 code for a protein of 660 amino acids. The record is from RefSeq and is a predicted model, not a curated record.